Messenger RNA from Coniosporium apollinis CBS 100218, 582 nucleotides. RefSeq lists its product as uncharacterized. The record is from RefSeq and is a predicted model, not a curated record. The transcript has 2 exons. Bases 1 to 582 code for a protein of 193 amino acids. Lineage: Eukaryota; Fungi; Ascomycota; Dothideomycetes.
AUGACGCUUGAGCCCAAACUCCAAGGCGAAGAGACUCACCGUGCCGAACAAAAGGUCGCCGAAGAAGCUCAACCUACCGAAGAAGUGCAGAGGGUUGAGGCCGCACGCCAAGCGGCCAUCGUUCCGGCGCCGCUGAAGAUCUGGCCAGCCGGCACAGUAAAGUGUUGGUGGGAGUAUGACGCCGGUGAAGACAAGACAGCGGCAGCACUCACAGUGAAGUAUCUCGCAUACUUCUUGGAACACGACCUCAGCGAAGACACGAUCGAGGCGCUCCACCAGGACAUCCCCGACUCGACGUUCCAAGCGAAAGCCGCAAGACAUACGGACAACAAACUCGCGUGUAAGUGGCAGGGCGCUAUACUUACCAACUACGUCCUGUUCUUGGCUACGAGGAUCCGAGAGAAGAAGCUCGCAGAGUCGCCGCCGGUAGAGAUGCUGCACCUAACGCCGGCAGAGCGGAAGAAGAUCUACGAGGACGAGUGGAACAAGAAGCCGCUGCAGCUGGUGCGUCGCAUGUGGUCCCCCUUCACGGAGACCAUUGACUUCUACCACAUAUUCAAUACCUGCGAGCACAACGGAUGA